Messenger RNA from Achroia grisella, 483 nucleotides. RefSeq lists its product as uncharacterized. Lineage: Eukaryota; Metazoa; Arthropoda; Insecta; Lepidoptera; Pyralidae. The record is from RefSeq and is a predicted model, not a curated record. Bases 111 to 350 code for a protein of 79 amino acids. The transcript has 2 exons.
UCCUACAUAAGCAUACUAUUUUACAAUAUCCCACCAACUCCAUAAAAAAACCCAAAUUAUACAAUACACCAACAUGAGAUAUUCACUGUAACAGUAAAAAGUAACCCAGCAUGAGCGCCAGAGGUGGAACUCCAGCCAGACCAGGGGGCGCAGCACCAGGCACUGGCGACCGAAACGGUAUAUCCUCCUGGCUUCCAAUCAUUGGAGGCUUAACCUUGGGCGUAGGACUUCUCGCCGUAAUCAUAAAACUGCUUUCUGGUGCUUCUGACGAUAAGGCUAAAUGCCUUAAGAUAGACCCUAACAAGAGGAAGUGGCCUUUGGAAGAUACCUCUAAAAGUUCAUUCAGAUAACACAGUUUUGUACUUUAAUCACAUUCUAAAUAGAAUAACUUUUACAAUAUCAAAGAAUUGAGUUCUAAAUGCCCUAAGAUAGAACCUAACAAGAGGAAGUUGCCUUUGGAAGAUACCUCUAAAAGUUCAUUCA